AUGUCUCAGCUAUAACUGUUAUAAUUCUUUUUUAAGCUGUAGUUAUUGCUUUUAGUAAUUACAUGCUAAUCACAAAAACGAUUGUAAAAGAUUUAGGAAUCUGACUUCUAUUAUUAGUUAAGAAUAAAGAUAAAAAAAUAAAGAAAUAUUAAAGAAUAAUCAUUAGUAAGAAUUUUGGUAAAUAGGCAAUCCAAACAUAUAUUAAUUUUUAAAAUAUAUGAUCUCAUUAUUAACAAAAAAUAUUAAGAAUUGAACUAAAAACAUCUUAGUUGCUUAAGAGAACUUUUCAUUUCAGGAUAGUAAUGUUAAAUUAAAUUUGUUUUAUCUUAAUAGAAAAAGAAUGGGAUUUCUUUAAAUUUACAUUUAAAUAGACAAUAGAAUAAUAAAUAAAGUCUAGAAAAUUUUGUUAAUGCACCUUAAAGUAAAAUAUAUUGAUAACUAUUUAGAAAAAUUGAAGGUUGAAACAAAUAUUAAGAGUAUGAAAAUAACUGAUUAACAUUUAUUAGUUAAGGAAGGUAAUAUAAUUUAAUUUAUUUAUUUAGCUGACAAGUUAUAUUAAUAAUAAAAUUACAAAAAAGCACUUAAGCUUUAUAACAAAGCUCUUAAGAUAAAUAACGAAUGCGCAAAUAUUUUUUAUAUGAAAGGUAAAACUCUAAUUAGAUUAAAUCAUCAUAAAAGGGCUUUAACUUUUAUAAAUAAAGCUAUUAAAUUAAAAUCUGAUUGCAGUUAAUAUUUAUAAACAAAAAGUAAUCAAUUAUUUUAUUUAGGUUUUGCAUUAUUUAUGCUUAAGAACUUGAAGAAAAGCUUAAAAUUUUGUGAAAAAGCUAUCGAAUUAAAACCUGAAAACGGAUAUUUAUACUAUAGCAAAGGUAUAAAUUUUCUUAAUUUAGCUAAAAUAUUAAUUAAAAUGAAUUCACAACAAUAAGCAGUUGAAAGUUUGUAAUUAGCUACUUAAAAAGAUCCAAAUUAAUUUUAAAACUGGCUUGAAUAAGGUUUGUUUUGAUAAUAAAAGUAGGAAAAAUCUUCAUUGAACUCAAAAGAUAUGAACAGGCUCUUGUAUGUUUAAAUAAAGCUAUUGAAAUAAAACCAGAUAACGAAUUUUUAUAUUUUCUGAAAUGUAAGAAAUAAUUAUAUUUAGCCCACCCUUUAUUUAAAUUGUAAAAAUAUUACGAAUCCUUAAAGUGUAUAGACUUAUCUCUCAAAUUGAAACCAAAUUUUAUAAAAUUUGAAAAAGCAAAAGGUAAUAAUUUUAUAAAAUAGAUUAGCAUUUAUUUUAACAAAAUUGAAUAGAGUAUCAGAGGCUAGAUAUUUCGACUAAUGUAUAAUUAAAAUAAUCAAAAAUUAUAGAUGA
Messenger RNA from Paramecium sonneborni, 1351 nucleotides. The record is from the annotation of a GenBank genome assembly. Lineage: Eukaryota; Ciliophora; Oligohymenophorea; Peniculida; Parameciidae.